AUGCCUGUAAGCGAAGCUGAGGAGGGCACUACUAGUCAGUACGUGAAGGAGGAUGUGGAGCCAAAGCCAGCUGAUGAUGGCAAUGAGGAGGAGUAUACUAGCAGCGAUAUCAUCGAUGGUGAGGAUGAUGAGGACAAUGACAGCGAUUCGUCGAGCUCAGAGGAGGGCGUUUCUGAGGAUGGACCAGUUGUUGACAGAGGAUCUGGUACUGCCGUAGAAAAGAGUGUGUCCGAGCAGCUAGAACUGGAAGGCGACGAGUCCGGCCAGGCAGAUGACGAGUCGGAGGAAGCUGACGAGGUGGCCAUUGAAUCUGACGACGGCUCCAAGGCAUCUCACCAGCAGCACCAGCAGCACCAGCAGUUAGAGAACCAAGGUGGCGAACAAGUAGAUGACGAGUCAGAGGUUGCCGACGAGGUAGCCGUGGACUCUGACGAGGAAUCUGGCGAGGGGUCUCAAGUUCUGGGUCAGCAUCACAGGCGGCCGGCAGACAGCUUGGAAUACGAGCUGACAGGACUGGCUGACGAGUCCGAUGAUAUUAUGUCGGAGGACACGCCGAUUGCUGAAGUCGAUCUGCAAAUGCCUCUGGUUGAUGACAGUACAGCAGCGAGUGAUGGAGACGAUAUGGAGGACUGGAACUAUGAGGGCCUGCAUACAUCAGCAGACUUGGCUGUCCUGGACUACAUGUCUGCGCGUAUUAUCGAGACUGUGAUGCGUGCGUCCGUGGUGUCGUCGCCCAUGCCCCCUCUGCGGGGUACACCAGCCACGCUGCAGAGGCGGCAGCUUGGUUGCUUGGCUCGCGAGCAUGUCCUGUUCCGUAGGCACCAUUUCACCCGAUCUCUGUUCCUGGGCAGCAGCGAGCAGCCCGAGGAUGAGCCGGACAUCCUCCGCUGGAUCGCGAGCAUGCAGCGGGUCAAUCUGGCGACAUUCCUCCUGCUGGUGUUUGCACCUCAGGCAGCCAUUCCCGAGGCAGUGAGCGACACCGUACCAAAUCGCAAGGGUGUCGUGCAGAGUCGCGGAAUGGGAGAAGCAGCGGCCGGGUUCUUUGAGAAUAUCGUACCGGUAAAUCGGCGAAACACUAAGGCAUUCGAGCUGCUGGUGGAGCUGCAGACGCAGCAGUGGGUGCUGGGCGCGCUGAAUGAGGCUGAACUGCAAAGGAUUGUCAGGGAGCAGCGGGCUGUUAGCGAUGUCGAUCUGGCAGUGCUGUUGGCAGCUGGUGAGGAUUCGCAAGGACCAGAAACACGUGAUGUGGAUCAGUACCGGGCUGUCCUGGCUCAGCGUCUGAGCAAGCUAUCGGGGAGCACGCUGGCUGGCGCACGCGCCCUCUUUGGCCGGGAAGCGGUGCUUCGGCAAGUUGCAGCGUUUGUUCAGCAGUGUAGUGGUGCUCUUCCGCAACCAGUAUUGCUUGGCUUGGGAGAUGCGGCGCAUCGGGAUGAUGUUGAGUCGGCAGGCGAGUAUACAGUUGACACGAGUGCAGCGGGCAGGUCGAGUAAUAGCGGAUCGAUUGAGGGCGAUUUUGAGGUUGCGAUUGUCAAACCAAAAGAGAAGCCAGCUCCUGAAACAAGCAACAGGGCUGGUAGCGUACCAGAAUGGCAGCCCAACCGAGACGCUGCGUCUGGGUUUCUGGAGACACGGAAGGUGGCCUCGGCAAUCCGUCAGAUGUCUGGCGACCCAUUCUUGAACGAGGUCAUUAAGAGGGCUGAGCCCAUCCAUAUUGAGCCGAUCAGCGAACUGCCUCGAGACCGGCAGCCCGGAUGGACAUCGACGAUGCUGCGCGAGCUGGAGCAGACACGCCAAAAGUUCAACCGCACUGUCUGCGAUCCGUUGCCAAAAGUGCUGCGUGAUCUUGACCAGAAACCCCAGGAACAAGGCCAGUUCAAUCUAGACAAGGGCGACGACGAUGAGGAGGAGGAGGACGUGGAGGUGUCUGAGCAGGAUGUGCCAGUUAUCUCUCCGAGGUCAAAGUACUCCCUGCGGAGCCGUCAGCCGCAGACGGGUCGUAGCGAGUCUAUAAGCGCGAAUCCCAGUGCUCGCACGCUGACGAAGCGGCCUCGCCAAGAGAGUCCAUGCGGGCCUGACACACCCGAGGCCACCCUCGACACGGUCCGGCGACCGCCCAAGCGCGGCCGAGCGCCAGAUUAUCGGCACGCACAGCAUGACAGAGCUGGCACCCAGUUCCGUGGGCGGCGUGGCAUUGCCGCUGAGGACCUGAGCGGUGACCAUGAAGUGCUGAACCCGGUCGGAUUCACGCCAUCGCCGCCAGCAUCGCCUGAACGCUCUGACACUGGGAACCCGGCGAACGGUAGCACAGCAGCGGCCAACGAAUCAGGCAAUGAGGCGCCACCGCGGUACGGUCAUUAUCGGCCGCUGAAACUGGCGGUACACAGGGCUGCUUCACUGCGCCAGCCCCGCCAGACUCGCCGGUCACCCCGCCAGGCCAUCAGCGAAUCUGACAGCUCUUCCGAGGAUUUGGCGGUGCAGCGCAGGAGGCACCAGAAGCAGGGCUACCGGUACUGGACCGCCGAGGAGGAGGCGUGCUUCAUCCAGGCGGUGGGCGAGUUUGGGUACAAGUGGACCCGGAUCCUGAGGCACCACGGCAAGGACGGCAUAGCCGACCAGAUCCUGCGGAACCGCACCACUGUCAACCUGAAGGACAAGGCGCGCGACAUCAAGCAAAAGCUGCAGCGCGAGGGCAAGCCGCUCGGCCCGUUCGCCCGUGCCUCGCGCCGCCACUGAAGCUGGCUUCAUAGCUUGCUUUUGACUCAGAGGAACGGCGCGGAAAGCCGCACGUUUUCCAUUGUGUUGUUUUUGAAACGAGUAGAACACUCUUUCCAGAC
Linderina pennispora is the source of this 2834-nucleotide messenger RNA. RefSeq lists its product as uncharacterized. Lineage: Eukaryota; Fungi; Kickxellomycota; Kickxellomycetes; Kickxellales; Kickxellaceae. Gene Ontology annotation, molecular function: double-stranded telomeric DNA binding. The record is from RefSeq and is a predicted model, not a curated record. The transcript is spliced from 2 exons. The coding region runs from base 1 to 2733 and encodes 910 amino acids. Gene Ontology annotation, biological process: telomere maintenance via telomere lengthening.